AUGUCUCAACUCCCGCAAUCCGAAAAUGAUGUCCAAAACCAAAUGGUGACACCAGAAAGUCGAGUGUUGAUCGUUAUGACCGGUGGUACAAUCGGCAUGCAACACUCCCCAUCAGGCUAUGUACCGGCCACAGAUUUUCAAGAAUCCUGCCUAGCAGGAAUUUCGCUGUUCAAUGAUGGGUCUCCAUCAUCGGUGCUUAAUGUGGUCAUGAAUAGGAAAGGAGACAUUCAGACACGUACCAGCCUACGGACCCCUCCAUCGGCCUACCAGCGACAGAUCAGGUACACAGUAUGCGAAUUUGAUGACUUAAUUGAUAGCUGCUCCGUUGGUGCGAAAGAGUGGACGGAUAUUGCUGAGAUUAUAUUUUGUAAUUAUGGUCUCUUUGAUGGCUUCGUCGUUCUGCACGGGACCGACACCUUGGCAUAUACCUCCUCCGCACUAAGUUUCAUGUUACGGAACCUCGGCAAACCAGUUAUCCUGACUGGGGCACAAGUUCCGAUGAGAGAAUUGCAAAGUGAUGCUCUCCACAACCUCCUUGGAUCAUUGGUGAUUGCUGGUCAUUUUAAGAUUCCAGAAGUCUGUCUAUACUUCAACAACCGACUUUUACGUGGUAACAGAUCAACGAAGACGUCCGCCAGUGAGUUUGCGGCGUUCGACUCCCCGAACUAUCCGCCGCUAGCUGUCACAUUGUCUUCAGGAACGAACGUUGCAUGGGACCUGGUUCGUAAGCCGAAGGAGACCGAGAGCUUUUCUCUACAAAAAGUGCUAGAUACUAGGCACGUGGCUUGCCUCCGUCUUUUCCCUGGUAUCAGACCUGAGAUGGUGAAUGCGGUCUUAAAAAUGGAGGGGCUUCGCGGUCUGGUACUAGAGACUUUUGGUCCAGGAAGCGCACCUCUUAGCCCUGAUCGAGCCUUGAUCAAGGCACUGGCGUGUGCGGUCGAUGAGGGUAUCGUCAUUAUCAGCGUCUCACAGUGUCUGAAUGGAAGCGUGAACCCUGUCUAUGAUUCAGUUGCUAGUCUUAGCAAUGCUGGCAUAGUGGCCGGACUUGACAUGACUACAGAGGCUGCAAUGACAAAACUUGCAUAUCUUUUCGCAUUACCAAACUCCACGACUCGAUCUGUGGCUGAAGGCAUGGUUAAGUCCCUUCGAGGUGAAUUGAUAGAAAUUUCGGGACCAAUUUUCGAACAUCCGAAUGUCACCAAAUCCGAAAGUUCUCUGGUCUUGAGUGAUUUAUGCCAAGCAAUCUCCCUCAAUGAUGCUGAACGCGUUCAAGGAAUUCUCAAUUCCCAGAAUUGUAGUUCCUUAAACGACUCAGAUUACAUGGGUAACACGCCUUUGGUUAGUUCGCCCAUGUCCUGGUAA
Molecule: messenger RNA, 1362 nt
Organism: Penicillium expansum
Lineage: Eukaryota; Fungi; Ascomycota; Eurotiomycetes; Eurotiales; Aspergillaceae
Product: Asparaginase/glutaminase
Exons: 2
Coding region: 1-1362 (453 amino acids)
Biological process (GO): amino acid metabolic process
Molecular function (GO): asparaginase activity
Source: RefSeq, a predicted model, not a curated record